AUGUCCGAAGGGUUUUGCGAUCGGAUUUGGCGAACUCUGAACGCAAGUGUCCCUGUCCUGCACCUCGUCGCAGCUUGCGGAAGUGUCUGGGCAGGCUUGGCUGAACGGCAUGCCCCCCCCCUCGGCUGUGGCGACCAGUUCGCAGAGCUCGAUCACCUGCAGCGCACACCCGCGUGCGACGAAGACGGCUCGACUAAGCGCGGAAGCUGUCUCCAAGCCGACGCCCUUUCCGCGGAGUCUCGAGGAGGCGAGAGGAGGGGCGAAGAGGAGGCAGAAGAGAGGAGCGAUUUUGGCAAGCGUGCUCUCCGCGACGACAGCGCGACCGCGAUCGCGUUCGCCGCACUCCCGAGUCCGCGACGGAGCGGAUCCGCUGAAAGCCAGUGCAGCACGCGAAGCACCGCGAGCGGCGCGGAGGGCUUCUGCGCAAAGGAAAACCAGGAUCUCUCUGCGACGACGCCGUCUGCGUCCUCCCUGUCUUCCUCUGCGUCGCUCGUGGCCGCGCCGCGACGUCGGGCGGCAGCGGGCUCUGGCCGGGAGUCCGGCGCCAGCGAGUCUCAGAAGGGGAAACAUCCUCGCCGCGGAACGGCCGCCGCGAAUUGCUCGGGGCUGACGGAGGAAAGGCGCUCCACGUCCAAGAGCGCAUCCAGGGCAUCGACGAGCUCGUCCUCGAGCGUCUCAGGAGGGGGUGGAAGCAGUCGGAAGGGCGAGAAGCAUUCGGCGGCGUCCCAGCGAAAGCAGAGCUCCGCGGGUGAGCCGCGAAGCCGCAGCAGCGUCGCAUCGGGCGCGCGUCAUCAGAGCAACGCGGGGUCGUCUGCAGGGGGUGUGAAGCGCGCCUCGGGGGUGGCAUCGGGUGCGGCGACUUCUUCGCCGCCUGGAGCAGCAGGAGGGAGUGGAGGCUUGAGCGUGUCCGGGACCUUUGCGGGGCGAGGUGCGAUGGCGGCGCGCACGGUGAUGAACACGCCGACGCGGAUUGAGGCCGGCCGUCAGCGCUUUUUGAUUUUUGACGCACCCAGUCAGGAGAACUUGGCUGCGUAUAUCAAAGAAAUGCAGGCCUACGAGGUGACUGAUCUCGUGCGCACCUGCGAGCGCACCUACGACGAGAAGGCAGUCAUGGCCGUUGGGAUCCGCGCCCACGAAAUGAUCUUCCCAGACGGAGAAGCGCCGCCGGACGAAGUCAUCGACGAGUGGCUCGCCCUCUGCAACUUUGUCGCGCAGCAGCGAGGCGCCAUCGCGGUUCACUGCGUCGCCGGUCUCGGCCGCGCCCCUGUCCUAGUCGCCAUCGCUCUCAUCGAAAAAGGCAUGGAUCCCAUGGACGCCAUCAUGUUCAUUCGCGAGAGAAGAAAAGGCGCCAUCAACCGCCGUCAGUUGCAGUUCCUGAAGAGCUACAAGCGCCGCAGCCACUACCAGAAGUGUUGUGUGAAAGGGUGCACCAUUAUGUGA
This is a messenger RNA of Besnoitia besnoiti, 1440 nucleotides long. Its product is annotated as putative protein tyrosine phosphatase type IVA A. The transcript has 3 exons. Gene Ontology annotation, cellular component: nucleus. Lineage: Eukaryota; Apicomplexa; Conoidasida; Eucoccidiorida; Sarcocystidae. Bases 1 to 1440 code for a protein of 479 amino acids. Gene Ontology annotation, molecular function: protein tyrosine phosphatase activity. The record is from RefSeq and is a predicted model, not a curated record. Gene Ontology annotation, biological process: protein dephosphorylation.